Cutaneotrichosporon cavernicola is the source of this 2016-nucleotide messenger RNA. RefSeq lists its product as uncharacterized. Lineage: Eukaryota; Fungi; Basidiomycota; Tremellomycetes; Trichosporonales; Trichosporonaceae. The coding region runs from base 1 to 2016 and encodes 671 amino acids. The record is from RefSeq and is a predicted model, not a curated record. The transcript has 2 exons.
AUGCUCUCCCGCUUCCUGCGCCCGCGCGCGGCACCCAGCCUCGCGGGUCAUGGUCCGGGCAGGCCGCCACCACGCCGAUCGAUUGCCGCCGUGUUGGCUGUGGACCGGGACCGGGUCGAUUGGGCCAGGCCUGCGCUUGAGAGGUCCGAGAGGCCCGAGGCGAGGGCGAGCGGGAACAUGCCAAAGCGCCUCGACGCUGUUGACGCUUCAAAGAUGCCGCGCGGCGGCGCGCGCGCACCCCCAAUCGUGGAUGGCGAGCCGAGCCGGCGAGUCGCCGAGAUCUUUCCCCGCCUCGAGUCGGGACCUGAUAUCAAGCGCGUACAGUCUCGGAUCGGCUCCAAGUCGAGCCCCACCAGCCUGGAAAUUGACGUGGAGUCUGUGCCGCCAUACGACGGCGCACGCGGAUAUCGCGGUACGGUCUCAUCGGACAUUGACGCGCGGAUACAAUCAGUGUCGGCGCGCCUUGAGCGCGAUCACCCUCCCCAUCCUAACGGUUGCACCACCGCCAACAUCCCCAGAACCACCCCAACCACCGCGCCGCGCCUCGCCCCACCCCUCCCCUCGGUAAUCCACACCCUCCUCCCCUCUGCCUCUCGUGCGUCCGCCGCCGCCGCCCUCGCGCACCUCGAGAUCAACCCCGCCAAGCUCAACCCUGCCGCAGCAGCAGCUCUGGAUACAUGGGCAUACCAUACAAACGACGAGCACACGCGUAAACGACUCCGACUCCUGGCAAGGGGUGAGGGCGUACGGAUCUUCCCCAUAGACCACGGCAAGAGGUGGAACCACGCCAGCUGGAAACUUGAGAGGACGGGCCAUCGACGACCCAACAAGUUUCUGUGGCAGAAAUAUCCUCCUCUUACCCACUAUGGUGGGGGGAUUCGAGACCUCCUGCGACACCAGCACGCGCUCCUCCUCGCAGGCAAGGGAUAUCCUCUCGGCGAGAUGCUGGGCUUCUUACACGACAUGAACGCCGACCCCACGCAUCGCCUCGACGCACUCCACCUCGCCUUGGCGUACGCUAAUUCCAAACAAGUCAAGGGUCUUCUGGACGCCUUUAAGCAACCCCACACCGCGCGCAUCACCCUCUCGCGCCAGACACUCCACCUCGCCAUCCUGACCCACCUCCGCCGCCGCACUCGCAUCGAUGACCUGAAGAAACUCCUCAUCCGAUUCCCCAACCGCACACCGGGUCCCGAGACGUGGCGACAUGUCGCGAAACAUGCGCUGGCGCACGACGACGCACCCCUCGCAUCGCUUGCCUUUGACGCAGCCAAAGCCGAACUUGGCGCCCUCCGCUCGGCCGCAGAAAGAGAUCCAGAACCAAAACCCUUCCCAAUCAUGAGGAAUGAUCUCCAUCCCCAUCCCGACGCCGCAUUCCAAGCUGGCCGGGCUACAGCGGCGAAUCCCCCACCGCCGAGGUUUUUGCAUAUCGGCAAGCAUACGACGCGAUGGAACUUCCUCCUCCACGCAUGCGGUGAUCGGGGAUGGGCGGUUCGUGGGCCAGCUCUAGAAGGAGAGAGUCCCGUCCCAGCCUUGUUGAGGAGGUGGACGUGGCUUGGCGAGGAGGGGAGUUUUGAGCGCCGGACGGAUCUCGUGAGAGAGGACGAGGUGCUUGCGGCUGUGGCUGCCGAGGUGCAGGCCGCACCGAAGCCGAAGUCUAGCCCCAAGGCCAAGUCUAGCCCCAAGGCCAAGUCCCAGGCCGCUGCCGUGGAGAAGACGGAGGACGACACGACGCCCCCCAAUUUCGGACUGGGUCUCGGCCGUCGCGUCGUGAUCGACGGAAUUGCCUACCGCGUCCAGAAGUUUGCUGGGCGCAAGGUUGUGCACACGUCGUGGAUGCGUCGGCGUACGCGCGCCCUCCGCAUGGCCCAGAAGCACACCGUGGGAUCUACUCCAAAGCCCCGGCCCAAGGCGUGGGAGGACUGGGACGAACCUUACGUCCCGCCGUCCGAGGAGAUCAUGGCCGACCCCCAGCCAGGCGGUAAGGUGAAGAGUGGGAAGAAGAGGAGGAAGUAG